CCUGCACAUGAACCUCGCAUCUUUCUCUCUCGUGGGGAGCUGACUUCAAUCCUGGUGUCGUGGGACUCUAAAGAAACUCUCUCUACUCCCUGCCUGCUGCUGUCGUUGGUCUACCGUUGUUGCCUCAGUAGGAGGGGCCUGGAAAAUGGGCAACAUCUGCUCCAAGUCUGCCAAUCAACCUGACAACUUCUCCACUCCUGGCCACACCCUGGGUUCAAGCGCCGCACCGAAGCCAGCAUCAGCGCCGCCCACACAGAGGCUCACGGCGAGUACCCCCGGCCGGACGCUUGGUGGUGGUAGUGAUAGUAGAGACGGAGCAAACAGUCCGGACAAUGCUCGAAGUGCUGCCGCCAGAGCCGCUGAGGAGCGUGCCGCCAAAACCAACAAGCCUGGCGGCAAGCUGUCCGCCCAAUUGUCGAGCCAGAAAAAGCAGACGCAGAACCAGCUCUUGAAUGCUGGUUCAGAUGCGGAGCGGAGAGCUCGAGAUGCCGAUGAGGGUGCCCAGGCUCGUAAUUGGAACUGAGGCGUGUUCGUCGAUGGCACACCUGCAAUGGGUCGGAAAAGGGGUUCCAGCUUCCUUCCACCCUAUGGGCAUCUCAGAUGGGAGGAUUGUGUUGGCAGCGUUGUCCUGUUUUUCACCUGAGCAAGCCUCAGGACCAAAGCUUUCCUGAAAGGAAGAUGGAAGUUGAGUUCUUCAUCGACCCUUUCGUAUUCCCAACAUUACCAGUGGCGAUUUCCGGGGUUGGGAUGCGGAUUUGGACCAGGGUCGUCAGUGACUCAAGCAUCCCCACAGCACUAGAAGGCGCUUUGGAAUUCUUCGUAGAGCGCUAAUGCAGUCAGGGAUGGGAAGGUUAUGAAGGCCUAGAGUAUAUUUGUUGUCGUGUAGGUACAUGUUUCAGAUACGAGAGCAGUUGGUGAACGAGACCAUGAACACAG
Molecule: messenger RNA, 936 nt
Organism: Exophiala oligosperma
Lineage: Eukaryota; Fungi; Ascomycota; Eurotiomycetes; Chaetothyriales; Herpotrichiellaceae
Exons: 2
Coding region: 146-523 (125 amino acids)
Source: RefSeq, a predicted model, not a curated record